Messenger RNA from Micropterus salmoides (largemouth bass), 2109 nucleotides. RefSeq names its product 3-hydroxyacyl-CoA dehydratase 1 (gene hacd1). Gene Ontology annotation, molecular function: 3-hydroxyacyl-CoA dehydratase activity. The transcript has 7 exons. Bases 87 to 815 code for a protein of 242 amino acids. Gene Ontology annotation, biological process: sphingolipid biosynthetic process; very long-chain fatty acid biosynthetic process; fatty acid elongation. Gene Ontology annotation, cellular component: endoplasmic reticulum membrane. The record is from RefSeq and is a predicted model, not a curated record. NCBI's taxonomy places the organism in Eukaryota, Metazoa, Chordata, Actinopteri, Centrarchiformes, Centrarchidae.
GGAUAGAUGGAUGGCCCUGCUGCUCCCCUCCCUACCAGCCCAGCUGUCAGCUCCCUUCCUGACUUCCCCACCCUGCCCCCGGUACCAUGGCGUCCACCGAGGAGGACGGCACGGUUGAAGAGAAGGAAAACAACAACAAGAAGAGAACGAAAAGCGCCCUCGCUACCGCAUGGCUCACUUUCUACAACAUCGCCAUGACCGCCGGGUGGCUGGUUUUGGCUAUGGCGAUGAUGCGCUUCUACAUUCAGAAAGGCACACACAAGGGUCUGUACAGAAGUAUAGCAAGGACACUCAAGUUUUUCCAGACCUUUGCAUUAGUUGAGUUGGGACACUGUGCCAUCGGGAUCGUGAGGACUUCUGUGAUUGUAACCGGGGUUCAAGUGUGUUCACGGAUUUUCAUGGUUUGGUUCGUCACCAACAGCAUCAGACAGGUCCAGAGUGAAGAGAGCGUAAUCCUAUUCCUUGUUGUGUGGACGGUGACAGAGAUAACCAGAUAUUCUUACUACACAUUCAACCUGCUCCACCACCUGCCGUACUUCAUCAAAUGGGCCAGAUACAACCUCUUCAUCGUCUUGUACCCCCUGGGUGUCGUUGGGGAACUGCUGACCAUUUAUGCUGCUCUGCCGUUCGUACGCAGAUCUGGAAUGUACUCCAUGAGGCUGCCCAACAUCUAUAACGUGUCGUUCGACUACUACUACUGCCUCAUCGUCGUCAUGUUGUCCUACAUCCCACUGUUUCCUCAGCUCUACUUCCACAUGCUGCGGCAGAGAAGAAGGGUGCUUCACGGGGAGGUCAUAGUGGAGAAGGACGACUAGACAAGCCACCGCCUCAUGCCUUCAUUUGAGCCAGCCUGCCUCCACAUCACCCUAACCUCCCCCAAUUCGUCUCCACCUCAUCUUUAGCUGUUACAUAAACCAUCGGCCGUUACAUUCUUCAUUGCACGGGACCGGAAGAGCCGCACAGAUGACAUCCUGUCUGACGAGAGCGACAGUCAGUGAUAAUCAGAAAGAAAAGGAGUUCAUCAGGACUGAGCAAUAAUAACAGACCCUAAGUAGUUCUUUAUAGAAUUAAUUCCUAUCCAAGUGGUAAGAUUGGAAUCAUGUUUACAGUCCCAGUGUUGCUGGAGCCGACGAAGAAGCCUGAUGUUGUGUCUCAGCACAGAGUUCUUUAUUCACCCACCAGCUUACUUCACCAUGUUGCACCGAGCCACAGCAGAGCCACAACACUGCACACUCCUGUCUGAAGGAGAAAGAGGCAAAUGAGAGGCUUCCAGGGAAAUGUCAAUUGAAACACGGGAGGAAGACUGUAAGUUAUGUCUCCCCAGUUGUCCAAUAACCUACCCGAUUGGCAGUUUUAUUAUGUUUAUUCCAGUAAAGUGAUUUUAUACUGACACAGUGUGAGUGUAACAAAAUGAGUUUCAAAAGAGAGAAUAUUCAUAGUUCUAUCAUACCUCAACAAUAAAUCUACAUUUAGACAAUAUGCUGCUUCUUUUGUGUAUGUAUGUUUUACCUUUUGUGUAAAUGAUGCAAUGUGAAAUGAGCGGCUAAUAAUGAGCAUAUUUCUUAAAGCUGAUAUAUUCACCUACUGUGUCACUUAGAGCAAGCACAGCUCAAACUUAACAUUUUGUCUGUGUGGCUCAGCUCCUGUAUUCUUUUAUGUUGCUUUGAUGUUUACUAUGUCAAAUUAAUUUACAAGAGUGCAUCUUAAAGAAAAUUGAGUCAAGAAGUUAGUAGCUCUUUCUAUAGGCUACAAUUCAAAAUUGUGUGUGCACUGACAGUCUUCAGUCGCUGUUGUGUUUGUUUUUUAACAUAAAGAAUCUCAUGUUCAUAGAAAAGUAGUUAGAUUCCCUCCUACUAAAGGUGCUACUGUGACAUCAUUUCAAUCUUCUGUGCAGCUGAAGAUGUUAAAUGAUUGAGAGGAAAUGUUAGUCAAUGAACUGCAUAGUCCAUGGUGAUCUAAGAAAGUCAAAACAUUUUUGCUUAUAAUCAGGGAGAGGAGAAAAGCAAUAAAAGUCAAUGUCAAAUCACUGGAAAAGUUAUUUUUCAAGAACAAACAAUAGAAAUGUGAAAUAACGUCUUGUGCAAAAUCAAUAAACUAAAUUUUACGAUA